This is a messenger RNA of Triticum aestivum (bread wheat), 1772 nucleotides long. Its product is annotated as cysteine--tRNA ligase CPS1, chloroplastic/mitochondrial. The transcript is spliced from 9 exons. Gene Ontology annotation, cellular component: cytoplasm. Gene Ontology annotation, biological process: cysteinyl-tRNA aminoacylation. The coding region runs from base 105 to 1484 and encodes 459 amino acids. The record is from RefSeq and is a predicted model, not a curated record. NCBI's taxonomy places the organism in Eukaryota, Viridiplantae, Streptophyta, Magnoliopsida, Poales, Poaceae. Gene Ontology annotation, molecular function: ATP binding; cysteine-tRNA ligase activity.
AGUGGCGACCAAGUUUCCGUUUCCGUGUCCGGAAUCGUUUGACUGUGGGAGAACAUAAGCACGGGAUAGUUGGCUCCUGGCCUUAAGAGUUGAGAUUGAGAGAGAUGGCGGGGUCGGAGCAGCAGCAGAGGGCGCUUAUGCUGUUUGACACGAGGAUGAAGAAGGCGGAGAUGUUCCGGCCGCUUAUUGAGGGCAAAGUGAGCAUGUACGUCUGCGGCGUGACGCCCUACGACUUCAGCCACGCCCGCGCCUACGUCGCCUUUGACGUCCUCUACAGGAACCUCGCGACGAUCAGCACUACUUGGCGUGCUCUCAGUCAUUCGCCACGUGUCACGCUUUGGACGCUCCAUUUGGAUUUUUUUUUUCCGCACGCGUACCUGAAGUACUUGGGGUAUGAGGUUGAGUACGUGCGCAACUUCACUGAUAUCGACGACAAGAUUAUUAGACGAGCAAAUGAAGCUGGUGAAACGGCAACUAGUUUGAGUAGUCGGUUCAUCGAUGAGUUCCUGCGUGACAUGGUUGAACUUCAGUGCUUGCCUCCUACUCGCGAGCCACGUGUGACGGAGCACACUAAAGAGAUAAUAGAUUUGAUAACCAAGAUAGAGGAAAAAGGGAAAGCCUAUACUAUUGAAGGAGACGGCGUAUACUUCUCCGUCGAUAAUUUCCCUGAAUAUCUUAGUCUGUCUGGAAGGAGCUUAGACCAUAAUCUUCCAGGGUCACGAGUUGCUGUUGAUACAAGAAAGCGCAAUCCUGCAGAUUUUGCAUUAUGGAAGUCUGCUAAGGAGGGUGAGCCAUUCUGGGAAAGCCCUUGGGGCCGUGGAAGACCAGGAUGGCAUAUUGAGUGCAGUGCAAUGAGCGGGCAUUAUUUAGGCCAUGCGUUUGAUAUUCAUGGCGGAGGAAAAGACUUGAUCUUUCCACAUCAUGAGAACGAGCUCGCGCAAAGCAGAGCAGCUUAUCCUGAGAGCGAGGUCAAAUGCUGGAUGCAUAAUGGCUUUGUCAACAACAAUGGCCAGAAGAUGGCAAAAGCAGACAAAAACUUCUUCACUAUCAGAGAUAUUAUCGCUCUGUACCAUCCCAUGGCUCUAAGGCUAUUCCUGAUGCGAACACACUACAGGUCCGAUGUCAACCACUCUGAUGCAGGCCUUGAGUUUGCAUCUGGCCGUGUGUACUACAUUUAUCAGACUCUACAAGACUCUGAAGAGGUUAUAUCCUUGUACCGUGAUGAUGAGUUGGACGUCCCAGUACCAGCAGGCGAUCGGAAGGUGGUUGACGACAACCACGAGAGUUUCCUGAGACACAUGUCGAACGAUCUUCACACAACAGGCGCCCUUGAUGAGCUCAUGAAGCCAGUGAGAGCAAUGAACAACAACUUGAGUGAUCUGAAGAAAUUGCAGCAGAAACUGGAGCAGCAGCAGAAGAAAGAGCCAGAGAAGCAGCAGCAGCAGAAAAAGAAACAGCCCGAGGAGAAACAGCAGGAACAUUAGCCCCUUCCCAGUGCUUCAAGGUGUACAGGUGUUAAGGGCGCCACAUAAACAAAAAAAUGAUGUGGCAAAGCAAUUAAAGAGGAGAGAGGGCAUUAUGGUGACCACAGGAAGAAACGGUGCUAAGCACGCGGACCUAUGUAAGAAGGCUACCAACCAAUACAUGAGAGAGUUUAAUUAUUAAACAAUUCCACGUGGAAAGCUUAGCUACCCAAGCUCAGCACCUAUGCAUUGGGGAGACUAGUUGCUAAGAUUUUAAAUGUACAAGCUCUGGUUGCCUUGCACGGCGAA